AUGACAUCCGAAACCCCACCGACCAUCCUCGUCGUCGGCGCAACAGGCCAACAGGGCGGCGCCGUAAUCAAUGCUCUCCUGGGAGACCGCAGCCCGUCCACGUCGGAGCCGCGCGUGCUGGCUCUGACGCGCAACACCCAGUCCGCCAAGGCCCAGCAGCUCGCCCGCACACACCCUGCCGUCGAGCUCAUCCAGGGCGACAUGACCAAUCCGGAGCAGGUGUUUUCAUCCGCCGCCACCAGCACCAUCACGUCCAUCUUCGUCGUCACCACGCCCAACCACGGCCGCGGUCCCGGCGAGGACGAGGUGGCCAUCCCUUUUAUCGACGCGGCAGUUGCACAUGGCGUGGAGCGCGUGGUCUUUAGCUCGGUCGAUCGAGGCGGAGACGACAAGAGCUGGACCAACGCGACCGACGUGCCGCACUUUCGGCAGAAGCACCUGGUCGAGCUGCACCUUCGCGACAAGCUAAAGGCCGGAGGUGAGCAGCAGCAGCAGCAGCAGCAGCAGUUCAGCUACACGAUCGUGCGCCCCGUCGCCUUCAUGGACAACAUGAACCCGGGAAUCGCCUGCUCCGUCAUGGCGGCGGCGUGGGCGUCUGCGCUCUCGCCAGGCAGGAAGCUGCAGCUCGUGAGCGUGCGCGACGUCGGGAGGGUCGCGGCGCGGGCGUUACUGGCCGACUACGACGACGGCGAUCAUGGGCACAGGUACAAGAACGCCGCGAUCGGCGUGGCAGGUGAUGAGUUGUCUCUGGAGGAAGUCAAGGAUGUGUUUACCCGCGUGACUGGCAAGAGUCUGCCGCAGGCCUGGUGGCCCGUGGGUGGGCUGCUGUUGUGGGCUCUUGGGGAACUGGGCAGCAUGUUUGGCUUUUUCGAACGUGAGGGUUAUGGUGUCGAGCUCGAGAAGAUGACAUCAGACGAGGCGGGACCUAUGUUGAACUUUGAGGCUUGGCUGAAGGAGGAGAGUGGAUGGAUGAAGACUUGA
Pyricularia grisea is the source of this 981-nucleotide messenger RNA. RefSeq lists its product as uncharacterized. Lineage: Eukaryota; Fungi; Ascomycota; Sordariomycetes; Magnaporthales; Pyriculariaceae. The record is from RefSeq and is a predicted model, not a curated record. Bases 1 to 981 code for a protein of 326 amino acids. The transcript has a single exon.